This is a messenger RNA of Verruconis gallopava, 1868 nucleotides long. RefSeq lists its product as uncharacterized. The coding region runs from base 331 to 1773 and encodes 480 amino acids. Gene Ontology annotation, biological process: carbohydrate metabolic process. Gene Ontology annotation, molecular function: hydrolase activity, hydrolyzing O-glycosyl compounds. The transcript has 3 exons. Lineage: Eukaryota; Fungi; Ascomycota; Dothideomycetes; Venturiales; Sympoventuriaceae. The record is from RefSeq and is a predicted model, not a curated record.
CAUCCACCUUGGUUCUUCCCUCUCAUGCGCAGUCAACCCAGUGCUUAAAAAGAGGAAAACGAAAUCGGGACAUUAUGAUGUUAACUUAAUCUUUUGCGUUUCAUGCAAGACUUCUACCUCAAGAAUUGCCACGCUUUUACCCCUUUCGUUUCGUGAGCUGAUCUUUGUGACACGACCCCGUUUCCUCAUCAAAAUUAUUGCCCAAGACCUUUAUACCCCAGAAAUUCUCAGUCCCCUAGUUUGUGGUCAUUGCAUUCUUUGCUAGCUUUAGACUAGGUAGUUGAGACACGCGGUCUUAAGCCUCUCUCGGUGUGCUCCAUCUUUAACAAGAUGUCUAACAAUGUGCUGGCUGCAGUCUUUCGGCCAGAACAUCGUCUCAAAGUUGUAUUUGGGAUAUUUAGUUUUAUUUGCAUUUGUUACCUGCUCACCCCUUCUGGAUCAUUGCGAAGUUCUUUCACAGAGCUGCAGAUUGUUCCUGGUGCAACAUGGACCGCCACUGGCACGAACGCCCAUAUCCAGGCCCAUGGGCCUGGUAUAAUUAAAAUUCAGAGCACCUAUUAUUUAAUCGGAGAGGAUAAAACGGGUGACAUGCAAAAAGGUCAUUUCAAGCAUGUCAACUGCUACUCAUCCACCAACCUCGUAGAUUGGAAGUUCGAGAAUCAUUUAUUAUCCCGCGACGAUUCUAUUCCAGAGUUGGGCCCCAAUAGAAUCGUUGAACGACCAAAAGUACUGUAUAACGAGGAGACCAAGACAUACGUCAUGAUAAUGCACAUAGACAAUGAGGUCUACCAAUCCGCCCAAAUCGGCUUUGCCAACUCAUCGGCCGUUUGUGGAAAGUACACGUGGCAAGGCUCCACAAGACCACUUCAGCACGAGAGUAGAGAUAUUGGUGUUUUCCAGGACGAUGAUGGCUCAGCCUACCUGAUGUCUGAGGAUCGUCCAAAUGGACUCCAUAUAUUUAAGCUUACAACCGACUACAUGGCUGUGGCGCAAGUCAUGUAUUCCUUCCCUCAAAACAUUGAAUCGCCAGCCAUGUUCAAACGUGAUGGAAUAUACUAUCUGUUUGGCUCGCAUAUUACAGGCUGGAACCACAACGACAAUGUCUACACCACUGCCACUUCUUUAAUGGGACCCUGGGCGCCAUGGAAGGAAUUUGCACCGCACGGCAGUAAUACCUUCGAAAGCCAAACGUCUUUUGUCCUUCCCGUGGGCAAAGAUCUCGUCAUAUAUGGAGGCGAUCGCUGGGUGCCGAAGAAUCUGCAUAGCAGCACUUAUGUCUGGUUACCACUUCAGAUCAAGGGUACUAUCGUGAAGAUGAACAGCGAUGCACCAUGGACAAUUGAUGGGCCAAGAGGAGUGUGGCAUUCCGCGCCGGCUCCUGUCUGGCUCGAAGCAGAGAGUGCAAGGCUGCAAAAUGGUGCAAAAGUCGUCCCCUGCCCUGCAUGCUCAGGUGGUCAAGCAGUUGGUCAUAUUAAUGGUGACGAGCACGGAUCCAUUCAACUCGAUGGAAUUAGGUUUGCAACCUCAGGGAGGAAAACCUUCCGGUUACAAUAUGUUUUCAAAGGGAUAGAUGAAAGACAAGCCGAAGUCAUACUAUAUGUAAAUGGAAAUGGGGAUACGCGAAAGAAAAUUGUUUCGUUCCUUCCAAUAUCUGUACAGCCUGGCAUCGCUGUUGUUGACUUUGAGGUGCCUUCGGGUUUGCAUAGCUUGAGCAUCAGAGGUGUAGACGGGAAGCCUGGUCCUGAUCUAGAUAGAAUAUCCAUUCCGAAGUGACGUCUGUGGAAUACCCAAGCAACUAAUGUACACGAUAUAGAUAAGGUGUGCACUUGUUAAUGUAUGAAAGUUGUUCAAUUGGAUUUGUUUUUAUA